AUGACUGACUACCCUGCUCCCCCAACUGCUCAUGAGCACGCCUUCUUUGCCAUCCACUCCCAUUUCAGCGAGAGACGCCCAUCGACCGAGCUUACCAUCUACAAAGCCCUCCGCAGGGACUACCCGGAGUACGAAGUCGUUGCCACCAAAGUCACCUUCUGCCACCUCCUAAGCUUUGUCGACUACGGGCUGGCGACAGCUACGCCCAUACAUGGCAACAACCAUGACAUCAGUCGGGAGUACAAGCCGCCAACGCAGCGCAAUAAAAAGAAAAACGCCGACGGCAAGUUAAAGGACAAAGUCCGAGUUGGGCUUUGGGAGUAUGUAUGGGAAGGGAACGAGUAUCUCUAUUACCACGUAGAGUACGACGCCAAUUCAUAUGGCUCGAAAGAGAUCGUCGUCUUCCUCCUCAGCCGCAAAUGGCCAGUAGGUGCCACCCCGGAAACCACCCCCGAGGCCAUCACCGCCGCCUCCGAAGCCGCAAAGGAACGGAUCGACAAACUGCUCAUGGCGGUGGGAAAAUGGAGCGCAGACGUGCACAGCGAGAUCUACGUCUUCGACAACACCACCUGGCGCAAAGACCGAAACCUCUACCUCAGCGUGAUGGGCACAAAGUGGUCUGAUGUGAUACUCUCCCCUGCCCUCAAAGACGGAAUCAUCAACGACAUCACCACCUUCUUCGACUCGGAGGAAAUGUACACCUCUCUCAACAUCCCCUGGAAGCGCGGGAUCAUCCUUCACGGCACCCCUGGAAAUGGGAAGACGCUGAGCAUCAAGGCGCUCAUCAAUACCCUGCAGACUGGGGAGAGAAAGAUCCCUAGCUUGUACGUUAAGAACCUCGAUAACUGCUCGUAUGGCCCGAAACACAGUAUCCGCGAGAUCUUCAAUCGCGCGCGCACAUUGGCACCGUGCCUCCUCAUCUUCGAGGACCUCGAUUCGCUCGUCACGGAUAAAAUCCGCGCCUACUUCCUCAACGAGGUAGACGGCCUCGAAUCCAACGACGGAAUCUGCAUGAUCGGCUCCACGAACCACCUCAACAAGCUCGACCCCGCCAUCGCCAAGCGCCCCAGCCGUUUCGAUAGGAAGUACCACUUCGGACUCCCCGAGCUGGCAGAGCGAGAAGCGUACUGCGCGUACUGGGGGAAGAAGUUGGAGGGGAAGGAGAUGGUACAGGUUACGGCGCAGAUGGCGGGAGUGUUGGCGGGGUUUACGGAGGGGUUUAGCUUUGCGUAUUUGAAGGAGCUGUUUUUGGCGUCGUUGGUGGCGGUGGCUACGAAGACGGAGGUGGAGCAGGCGGCUGGGGAGGCGGAGGUGGAGGAGGAGGGGGGGAGUGCAUCGUCGGAUAGUACGGUUGUUGUUGAGAAGGCUGAUGCGGUUAUGGAGGGCGGGGCUGAUAAGGCGAAAAUUGAGACGCCGGCGGUGGAGAAGAAGGAGAAGGAGAAGGUGGUUGUCAAGCCGAUUUCGGAAGAUGAGAUCCCAGAGGAGCUAAAGGGGAAUGUCUUCUUCCGCGUGCUGUGCCAGCAGAUCACGUCGCUGAGGAGGGAGAUGGAUGAUAAAGGGGACGAAGGGAAGGCUGAGGCAACAUAUGGGCGGGAAUUUAUCGCCGGGGAUGAUGAAGACGAUAGUGACUAA
This is a messenger RNA of Pseudogymnoascus verrucosus, 1632 nucleotides long. RefSeq lists its product as uncharacterized. The transcript has a single exon. Gene Ontology annotation, cellular component: cytosol; peroxisomal membrane. The coding region runs from base 1 to 1632 and encodes 543 amino acids. Lineage: Eukaryota; Fungi; Ascomycota; Leotiomycetes; Thelebolales; Thelebolaceae. The record is from RefSeq and is a predicted model, not a curated record. Gene Ontology annotation, biological process: protein import into peroxisome matrix. Gene Ontology annotation, molecular function: ATP binding; ATP hydrolysis activity.